Molecule: messenger RNA, 417 nt
Organism: Grosmannia clavigera kw1407
Lineage: Eukaryota; Fungi; Ascomycota; Sordariomycetes; Ophiostomatales; Ophiostomataceae
Product: endosomal cargo receptor
Exons: 4
Coding region: 1-417 (138 amino acids)
Biological process (GO): endoplasmic reticulum to Golgi vesicle-mediated transport
Cellular component (GO): COPII-coated ER to Golgi transport vesicle; endoplasmic reticulum membrane
Source: RefSeq, a predicted model, not a curated record
AUGUCGGGAGAAGCGUGGCUCUACCUCUUCGCCGUGUUGAUCAACGCGGUGAACCUGUUCCUGCAGGUGUUCUUCACCAUCAUGUACAGCGACUUGGAAUGCGACUACAUCAACCCGAUCGAUCUCUGCAACCGCCUGAACACGUACAUCAUUCCCGAAGCUGCCGUACAUGGAUUCCUGACUUUUCUCUUUCUAAUCAACGGGUACUGGGUGCCGCUGGUUCUGAACGUCCCCCUGCUGGCGUGGAACGUCAAGAAGAUCGUCGACAACACGCACCUGCUAGAUGCAACGGAAAUCUUCCGGAAACUGAACGUCCACAAGAAGGAGUCCUUCAUGAAGCUUGGCUUCCAUCUGAUCAUGUUCUUCUUCUACCUCUACAGCAUGAUUGUGGCUCUUAUUAAGGACGACGCCAACUAA